AUGUUUUCCGGAGGAGUGAUCAAUUUGCAACGAAUUAUACAACCGACAACAGGGGAAGCAGCAAAUGUUGUUGUACCUCAGUUAGGUCAUCUACUCAAACUCGAUCCGUAUCUUGCACCAUAUGAAGAUGAAAUUCGACGACGUUAUUAUGUCUUUCAAAAGCUCUUGAAGCAAUUGGAAACAGAAGAGCAAGGAAUAGAUAUUUUCACAUCUGCUUAUAAACGUUUUGGUAUCCAGGUUAAUCGACAAACAAAUGAAAUCAAUAUUACUGAAUGGGCACCUGGUGCAAAAGCUAUGUAUAUUCAUGGCGAUUUCAAUAAUUGGCGAGAAAAGCAAUAUCCAUUCACACGAGAUCAAUGGGGUGUGUGGCGAGUAACGAUCCCACCAUUACUGGAUGGAUCAACUACAAUCAAACACGGACAAGCAGUCAAAUUGCUUAUAGAAACACCCGAUGGUCAACUAGUCACUCGUCUAUGUCCAUGGUCUCGCUAUGUACAAAAAGUAGAAAAAGCCAAUGUGUAUCACGGCGUAUACUAUGAUCCACCCGUCGAUCAAAUUUAUCAGUUCAAGUAUUCGCAACCGAAAAAACGCGAUCGAUUGAAAAUCUAUGAAGCACAUGUAGGAAUUAGUUCAUCCGAAGAGACAAUUGCUACAUACGAAAACUUUCGUCUUAAUGUUAUUCCGCGCAUUAUUAAACAAGGUUACAAUACUAUUCAAUUAAUGGCCAUUAUGGAACAUCCCUACUAUGCGAGUUUUGGUUAUCAGGUAACGAGUUUCUAUGCUCCGUCGAGCCGCUAUGGUACCCCAGAAGAACUGAAAGCUCUGAUUGAUGAGGCUCAUAAGCACGGUUUGACAGUUCUGUUGGAUCUGGUGCAUAGUCAUAGCUGCAAAAACGUCGAAGAUGGAUUGAAUAUGUUUGAUGGUACAGCGGGUUGCUUUUUCCAUGAUAAUGCACGUGGCCAUCAUAGUCUGUGGGAUAGUCGAUGUUUCAAUUACAUGGAACGUGAAGUCAUGCGAUUUCUUCUUUCGAAUAUUCGAUAUUGGCUCGAAGAAUUCAAAUUCGAUGGAUUCCGUUUCGAUGGUGUUUCGUCGAUGCUCUAUCAUUCACACGGCAUUAAUCAUAGUUUCUCUGGCACAUAUGAUGAAUAUUUUGGUUUAGCCACUGAUACUGAUUCAUUCAAUUAUCUUCAACUCGCUAAUUAUGUCUCUCAAACACUUUUUCCACAAUCGAUUACAAUUGCAGAAGAAGUCUCCGGCAUGCCGACGUUAUGUCGACCGUUAGCUGAAGGUGGUGCUGGUUUUGAUUACCGAUUAGCAAUGGCUAUACCUGAUGUUUGGAUUAAAUUAUUAAAAGAAAAGAAAGACGAAGAAUGGCAUAUGGGCAAUAUCUCAUGGAUAUUAACAAAUCGCCGGUGGUCAGAAAACAAUAUUGCCUAUGCGGAAAGUCAUGACCAAGCUCUCGUCGGCGAUAAAACCAUUUCACACUGGCUGUUCGACGAUCAAAUCUAUACUCAUAUGUCCAUUUUUGCUGAACGAACAAGUGUAAUAGAACGUGGAUUAGCCUUACAUAAAAUGAUUCGUUUAUUGACAUAUGGAUUAGGUGGAGAAGGUUGGUUAAAUUUCGAAGGUAAUGAAUUCGGUCAUCCCGAAUGGCUGGAUUUUCCUCGAGCAGGAAAUAAUGAAAGUUAUAAAUAUGCUCGUCGUUUAUUUCAUUUAUCGGUUGAUGAAACACUGAGAUAUAAGUAUUUGAACGAGUGGGAUCGAGCUAUGAACAGCUUGGAAGAAGAGUAUCAAUGGUUAUCCGCGAAAGAUAUAUUCAUCAGUCGACGCAUCGAAGCUGAUAAAAUCAUUGUAUUCGAACGUGGUCAACGUGGUUUGUUAUUCAUCUUCAAUUUUCACGAAAGAAAAAGUUUCGAUGACUAUCGCAUUGGAUGUGGACAUAACGGAAAAUAUAAAAUUGUUUUGAGUUCGGAUGCGAAAUCCUUCGAUGGUCCAGAUCGUAUCAACGAGAAACAGAUCUUUUCAGCGGAGAACAUCAUGUGGGACGAACGGCAAUUUUCAUUUCAAAUCACCAUUCCGAAUCGUAUUGUCCUCGUUCUUGCUUUGAUUUGA
Molecule: messenger RNA, 2112 nt
Organism: Adineta ricciae
Lineage: Eukaryota; Metazoa; Rotifera; Eurotatoria; Adinetida; Adinetidae
Source: the annotation of a GenBank genome assembly